AUGACGCAUUUUGGUGUUGACCAGGUUAUGCGCUGUUAUGGCUCAUACCUGGGACGACAGAGCGAUGAGGAGUCUCACGAGCUGCUUCAGCAGCACGGUGAGAGAGUUGCAGCUGGGACAGAGUCGGCGAGCUGCUUGAAUAAGAAGUUGCCACUGUUUCCCGUGUCGUGUAGGGAGCAGGGAACAGAAGUAGAUGUGGGUCUUUGUGGUGCUGGUAUUAGUUUCAGAGUUUCUAAGGGGCUGUUUACGGGAAACAAAUAUAAAGUCGAGAGUGAUGGGGAUGUUUCGGUGCAUGUAAAUGAUGUGAAAUUCUUAUGUGCAAAAAUACCUGUAACCUUCAACGAUUUUGAAGAUUUUUCAAAAGGAAUAGUUGAUCUUAUGAACUGGCAGACUGAUGUCCUGUUAACAGUUAAGAAGAUUAAUAAGGCUUGGGAAACUAAAAAUGAUGGAAUACACAUAACUCUGAUACAAGAUACACCACCAAAAAUGGACAAGACAAGAA
Messenger RNA from Paraglomus brasilianum, 502 nucleotides. The record is from the annotation of a GenBank genome assembly. Lineage: Eukaryota; Fungi; Glomeromycota; Glomeromycetes; Paraglomerales; Paraglomeraceae.